Messenger RNA from Tetrahymena thermophila SB210, 405 nucleotides. Its product is annotated as scavenger mRNA decapping enzyme carboxy-term-binding protein. Gene Ontology annotation, cellular component: cytoplasm. The transcript has 4 exons. The record is from RefSeq and is a predicted model, not a curated record. Gene Ontology annotation, molecular function: hydrolase activity. NCBI's taxonomy places the organism in Eukaryota, Ciliophora, Oligohymenophorea, Hymenostomatida, Tetrahymenidae.
AUGGCUGAUACUGAAGUCACAAUUUUCGAUAAGAUAGUUAGCAAGCAAAUCCCUGCUAAGAUUGUCUAUGAAGACGACCUUUGCUUAGCUUUUAAGGAUAUCAACCCCUAAGCUCCUGUCCACUUUGUCCUCAUCCCUAAAAAUAGAGAUGGUUUGACUUAAUUAAGCAAGGCUGAAGAUAGACAUAAAAAUUUAUUAGGUCAUUUAAUGGUUGCUGUAAGCAAAAUUGCAGCCUAAGAACCUUUAUUAAAAGAUGGUUUCAGAAUAGUUGUAAACGAUGGUCUUCAUGGAGGAUAAAGUGUUUACCAUAUUCAUAUUCAUAUUUUUGGUGGUGCUCAAUUAACCUGGCCUCCUGGUACUCCUGGUCCCGGUGGUGAAAUCCCUUAACCUCCUCCCAAACAUUGA